This is a messenger RNA of Closterium sp. NIES-67, 4145 nucleotides long. Lineage: Eukaryota; Viridiplantae; Streptophyta; Zygnematophyceae; Desmidiales; Closteriaceae. The record is from the annotation of a GenBank genome assembly.
AGCCGCCGUCCUUUCCCAUCUCAUGGUCAAGUACUCGGACGGCGGUCAAGUCGGUGCCUCGGCAAGCAAAGCAAGCAACACGCACCGCAACGCAAUCCCAUUUGCUUGCACGCAAUGUUGCACCGCCUCCGCCUUCUCUCUGAGUCCUCCACUGCCUCUGCUCGUUCUGGGGGCGAAACCUAGAAAUCAAUCAUGCCAUGAUAGUUCUGUUCGCGUCAAAGAAUACUACCAGCAAGUGACUAUCUAGUAUUAUUCAUACGCGCUCCUCUGAUUCGUGGUAUCGAGCAUUUCCUGGUGGAGCCCUCACCAUCCCCUCACUCACCUUUCACAGCCUGCCUCUGAUAGUGCCCUCGCUUCCCUCGUCUCUAUCAUCUCCCUCGCCUCCCUCGCCUCCCUCGCCUCCCUCGUCUCCCUCGCCUCCCUCGGUCUCUGGCAUCAUGGGAGGUCAGUUCGACGCGGGGCCCGUCCCCUUAUUCCGCGCGCAGCCGCGCCCCGGUUCCCGCCGCCGCCUCACCGCCACCCCGCCCCCGUACGCGCAUCCGCGCAUCCUCUUCACGGAGGCGGACCGCCCCGACCUCACGCGCCGGGCGCUGCAAGGUGGGGGGGGUUCCGACCCCCCCGCGCCCACGGCCGUUGCGCGCGUGGCGUUUGCGGAGCUCUCCGCGUGGGUGGAGCGCGUAGUGUAUGCCGCGGAUUCCCCAAUAAAGCAGAUCUUUGACGUGCUCGCGGGGACGCUCUCCCCGCAACGCCCCUGCGGCGACCCGCGCAAGGCGUUCGAGGGGCUCCAGGCGCUCGUUACCGACCCGGGUUCGAAACCUCCCGGCGCCGUUGUUCAGGGGGCCUUUUACACGCGGAUGUUCGACAUGGGAGUUGCCCCGGCGACGAAGAAUUAUGUGCUGAAAAAUUCCGGGAUCAUGCCGCCGCCUCCCGCCACCGACACCACCCCCUCUCUCGGGGUAAAAUUACUAUUCGCCUCGCAAGAAGCGGGCGUUCCGGGGUUUUAUUCGCCCGUGUACGACGCGGUGCAGAACGCAGCGUACGUGGCGUGGCUGCGCGGCGAGCAGAAGCGGCUGGAGUAUCUGGCGGGCGUGCUGGCCGUGGCGGCCGGCGUGCACCUGCUCUUCCACGCGCGCGGGUCGCUGGUGCUCGUCAAGGGCGAAGGCGGCUUCUGCAAGUACAACACGGGUCCCCGCAGCGACAGCUCAGCGUCCCCCGAGCUGGCGUUUGCCUACGACCUCCUCUUCACGGCCUCGCUCCGCGCCACGGGCUCGCGCGCACAACUCGCCCCCGUGCGGCGGUUGCUGCUGCGCAUGGGGCGCAAUCGCGUGGCGUCGGCGUUCAACGCGGACCCUUACCGCAUGGGCAAGGGCGCGGCGAUGAACCCGUUCUACACGGGGACGACCUUCCAGCUGGCCACGGCGCUGGUGCUGCUGGUGCAGUAUGCGGUGGAGGGCGAGGAGGAGGACGACUGGGAGGAGCCGUGGGACGAGGCAGAGCGGGAGGAGGAGGAGGAGCGGAAGAGAAAGGCGGCAGAGGGUGGGGGUGGGGGGGGUGCUGGGGGGGCCGGGGGUGGUGAUGUGAGGGGAUGGAGGGAGAAGGUGCGGUACGAUGCGGUGGCAGUGGAUCUGAAUGUGAAGUCGCUCUUCUACUACCUCACCUACGCUGGCGCAUGUGAUCCCACGGGCGUCACGCGUGAGUUCCCCGGCUACUUCAUGACCCCCAUGCGCCAGGCAGCCUUCCCCAUCCUGGCAGUCACCCGCCGCGGCCACGACAUGUUCGGCGACCUCACCAACACGUACCAGCUGCUCAUGGAUGUCUUCCAGACCCUCGCGCCCUGGUCGCUCGCACCGCCCUGCUUCGGCGCGCAGGACGGCACCUGCUUCUGCGGGGGCUUCUCCCAGAGCGAGUACUACCUCUUAGUUAAGUACCUCUUCCCAGGGGACCCCCUGACCGAUUUUGUGUACCAGAAGUAUAAUACGCAGCCACGGACAAAGGUGAUUGGGGGGUUUGGGGUUAACAAGAUGCCGUUUCAGACGUGUCUGCUGGGCAUGGAUGUCACGGCCAGGAAUGUAUCGUUCCUGCAGGUGGCCUCGGCGGCUGGCCUUCCGCUCGUGCUGUUUGCUAACAGGCUCGGCACCGGCACGGCUAGGUCCGGGUGGGGCGACGGCAGAACCGGUGCUGCUGCUGCUGCUUCCUGCGUUGCUGGUGCUGGCGGUGACAGGUGGGAGGAUGGUGGGUGGGAGGCAGAACUCGCCGCUGCAGCAGCAGCAGCGCAGCCAGGCGAAAAAGCUGCCCUUGCUCCUCCACCCUCCCCAGCCCCUGUCAUCCCUCCUCCGCGCAUCCCUCUGCCCUCCUCUUCCCCCUCUCUCAGCCCGCGUUCCGGUCCUCCCCAUGUCAGCACGGACGAGCAGGGCCUCCUCCUCUUCUUCGAGUGCCGCCCAGACACCUACUUUCUCGACCACUGCCACGCGUCGCGCAACGACUUCUACCUGCUGGGCUGCUCCCGCGCCUGGAUCUGCCCGGCUCCGUACCACAACGUGGAAAAUGAGGCGUGUGCGUCGAUUCUCAUUGACGGGUUGGGGCAGGGUGGGAGCCACACACUGGAGACGCAGGCCAAGGGGUUCCCGCUGACGUGGAGCUGCAUGCCGGGGAAGGUGGUGGCCACGUGGCAUGAGGAGCGCAUGAGCUAUUUUGCCGGGGAUGCCAGUGCCGCGUACCGGUUUGUCACCAAGGGAUGGCAGGUGCCUCGCCCUGCGGCACGCCCACAGGAUGACAACAACAUUGAAACCCCAUACGCGUGGAAGGACUUCUACUACCAGCCCGUGGACUUCGGCCCCUCACUGGUGCCCAAGAUCAUCAAGAAGGGCGCUGCUGGGGUCGACCCCGUGGUGGAGCCAGAGUGGGUGGAGGACAACGCGUGGGCAUCGUGGCACAUCUGCGCUCGCGAGGAGUUCAACCCCGUGCGCUACGCCUUCCGUACUGCCGCGCUCAUCCGACCCAAGGCCAGCCACGUGCACACAGGCACAUGCUCUGCUGCUGGGUCAGGCUCGGGCAACACCACAGGAAAGGACACCAAGACAUGCCCCGCGAACUCCCCGCUGUCGUCUUCCAGUGGUCCUGGCCCCGGCCACUCGUCGUCGCACCCAUUGUCGCGGCCGUUCGCAAUAAUAGUGGAUGAUGUUCGAAAGGACGAGAGGGCGCACACGUACACAUGGGUGGCCAACACCACGCAGCCGUACAUGGCCAAUGUGGGGUACGGCCACCGCCUCUUCCUGCUCACAGGCCCGCAGAAGCAGCAAGCAGGCGCAGCAGUGGCAGGAAAACCAGCGGCAGCAGCAGCAGCAGCAGCGCCAGCAGCAAGUGAUGUGGUGAUCAUCUCCCCAUCAGAAGCCAGUCGGUACGCCUCUCUGGACCCAACCACAGACGCUGUGUUCAUCCGGGGGGACGACGUCCACCCCAAGACACGCCACGCUCUCCCAGGCACGCCACGCAUGCUGCUCCGCGUGCUGCAGGGCGACGGGCACCACUCUGCACCCAUCCGGCUCGUGAAAGUGGAAGACAGCCACUCUCCCCAGGGGCCAGGGAGUGGGAAGGGGCCGUAUUAUGCUGGAGUGGCCACAGGCGCGGAGUACUGGCGGGUGGAGAUAGAGAGGAAGCAGGUGGUGGAGCCGGGGUUUAAGAUCAUGCUGCUGCCGUUUAUUGAAGGGGAGGAGUUGCCCGUGACACAGUGGCACAGGGGCCGAGGCAGUGAGGGAGGGGAUGGGAGUGGGGGAAGUGGUGGCGGGGAGAGAGAGGUUGUGGGCGGGAGAGGGAGUCUGGAGUUGUUGACUGUGACAUGGGGAGGAGGGGCGUGUGGAGGAGAAGGUGGGGGCGUGGGGCAUGAGCCUGUGGUGGACUUUUUACUGUUUGAGAAGGGGGGUGACAAUAGGACGCGAGUGACACUGCUGGAAUGAUGUGGGAGGCAGGAAGCGUGGUGGUUGGCUGACUGUCUGCUACCGUUUCUGCAUUGGUCGGCAUGACACUUGCUGUACAUCAUCUUCUCUAGGUGUACCGCAUAUUGUAUAUGUUGGAAAUAUCUCAAGGACUUAAGCGUUUCUGAAGUGUAACACUGUACUCGAGGAAGAUUACAGGGGAGCACGCGAGUC